AUCCGAUUUUUUUUUUUUUUACCCAUUAGACCGAUGUUGUUUAACCCAUUGUAGUUCGGACCGUAUGCAGGUGUUUUUGACUCGGUUUCGUAAGCGGGGGUACCUUAGUUUGCUGACUGUACAGUGCAGUCUACGUUGUCUGGUGUCUGACCACUUUUGUCCGGCUUACCAAAUCCCAAUUCAAAUGUACAAACGUGAAAGCACAAUUCAUAGUUAUUAUUAAUGGUGGGCUGGUGGGCUGUAACACACGUUUUCCCCUGAGCUCUACACGAUUUCAGCUUUGCGUGUAGAUUAUACUUGCAGAAAUACGGUUCAGAGCGGGUUUCUGAUUGAUUUCUAGAUCGCCUUUGCUAUAUGGAAUAAUACUCUCUGUUUAUACCUUGCACGAAUAGUUCUGCUAAAGUUUGUCCUGAAAGUUGGCAGGAGAGCGUAUACGCUCGACGCAUGCGCGCUGACCGCACUCUCCAGCACCAAAUGAGAGUUGCAGAGAAACGAGACGUUCCCUGAAAGAUGGCAGAAAAGCCCCCAGCAGAUACCUCAAGCUCGGAGACGGACUUCGACAUGAUGAGCGCCUUGGACUGGCAGAACGGCAUUGCCACCCUUCCUGGCAGUGACAUACGGUUUCGUAUGAAUGAAUUUGGAGCUCUCGAGAUCGUUACAGAUGGGGAGAUGGAAGCUGUGCAGGCAGCUGCCAUGGCAACAGAGUCUUCAGACCCCUCUCCUGCAGACAAGCCCACCCUGCCUGUGGAGGGCGCUGCAGGCGGCACAGCUGUCGUGGAGUCUGCAGAGCCCGUGCUCCUGGCCCCCAGCAUCGUCACCCCAGAGGAGGCUCCCAGUGUGGAGGUGGUGUCCUGUGGGGCCUGCGGGGCCUCUGGCACCUUCGAGAACUUCAUCGAGGGCAAGUUCUGCAGCAAGGCCUGCAUUCAGUCACACAACAACAGCAGCAGCAGCAGCAGAGCCAGCCCGGUGGAGCAGAAGAAUGGAGAGACGGCCAGCAAUCCCAGCAACGAGAGCGCGCAGCCCCUGAAACGCAUCCGCAGGAAGAGGAAGCUCCUCACGGAGUCGGACGAUGAGGAGGUGGAGAAUCCAGAGGAGGAGGAGGAAAAGUCCAAAGUUGGAAAAGGACGCAGAGCAGCCAAGCAGACAAAGCCAGUGGCCACGGCCCCUGGGAAGAAGAAGGUGUGGAGCUGGCCAGCUUACCUGGAGGAGGAGAAGAUGAUCGCUGUGCCACUGAAACUCUUCAAGGAGCACCAGUCGUUCCCUCAGAGCCGCAAUGGGUUUAAAGUGGGUAUGAAGAUGGAAGGGCUCGACCCUCUUCACCCUUCCAUGUUCUGCGUGCUGACUGUGGCUGAGGUGCAAGGCUACAGGAUCCGGCUGCAUUUUGACGGAUACCCGGAAUGCUAUGACUUCUGGUUGAACGCAGACUCCUGGGAUGUGAAGCCAGCAGGCUGGUGUGAGAAAACCGGGAACAAGCUGCUUCUUCCAAAGGGUUGCAAGGAUGGCGAGUUUAACUGGAGCACCUAUGUGAAGAACUGCCGGGGUCAGACAGCCCCUAAGCACCUCUUCAAGAGCCUCAACACAUCCGUGACGCCCUCGGGGUUUCGGCCGGGGAUGAAGCUGGAGGCAGUUGAUAAGAAGAACCCAUCUCUGAUCUGCGUAGCCAGCAUCGCCGCCCUGGUGGACAACCGGCUGCUCAUCCACUUCGACAACUGGGACGAGAGCUACGACUACUGGUGUGAAGCCAGCAGUCCCUACAUUCACCCUGUGGGCUUCUGUCAGGAAAUGGGGUUAACCCUUACCGCGCCAGCAGAAUACAAGCACCCGAAAAGCUUCUCCUGGGAGAAAUACUUAGAGGAGACCGGAUCCCAGGCAGCCCCGGCAAGAGCCUUCAAACAGAGACCCCCCCAUGGCUUCCAAGAGAACAUGAAGCUGGAGGCCGUGGACAAGAGGAACCCCAUGCUGAUCCGCGUCUCCACCAUCGCUGCCACAGAGGAACAUCGCCUCAAGAUCCACUUUGAUGGCUGGAGCCAGGAGUAUGAUUACUGGGUGGAUGCAGACUCCCCCGACAUCCACCCUGUCGGCUGGUGUGCCAAGACUGGGCACCCCCUGCAGAACCCACUGGGACCGGUAGACUCCACCGCUCCCCCGGGACAGGGCUGCCCCACGCAGGGGUGUCACGGAAUCGGGCACAUCAAGGGACCCCGCUACGGAACACACUACACAGCGGUAAGCUGCCCGUACUCUGAUGUCAACCUGAACAAGGAGGGGCUGCUUCAGGACCGUCUGAUUGGAGAGAAGCCGCCCGCACUGGCAGGGCCACAGAAAGCAAAAAGAGUGGAAGUGCCGACGCCAGUGAGCGUGCCAGCACCCACCGUGCCAGAGCCCUCGGACGACUCGCCACAGUCCAGGAAGUCGUGGAGCACAGAGAGCGAGCGGUCAGGCCGCAGCAGUGUCCAGAGCCUCCCUGAGCAGACGCAGAGCUCCGAGGAGAGGACAGAGGGCACCAGAGAGCCCAGCGAGAACAGCAUCAAGGCCAAAAAGAACGGUCCUAUUCCCAAAUGUUUGAAGCUGCACCUGGUAAAACAAGAGCUGGGAGAUGGAAAAGAGACAUCGCUGAGUCUGCAGGAGGCGCUCCACGAAUCAGUGUUCAUACCUCCUUUCUCCUCGAACCCUGCUCACCGCAUCCAGUUGUGCUGGGAGCAGCACUGCAAGUUGCUGCCUGAGGUGCUGGGGCUCACCGCCAAGGGAGUGGCAAAGUGGACCACCGAGGAGGUGGCCAGCUUUGUUCAGGGAUUGCCUGGAUGUAGAGAACAUGCUCCCGUUUUCAGGAAUGAACAGAUAGACGGGGAGGCUUUCCUCCUGCUGACCCAGGCGGAUAUCGUGAAGAUCCUGGGCAUCAAGCUGGGGCCGGCGCUCAAGAUCUACAACUCCAUUCUCAUGUGCAAGAGCGCUGACGAGGAGUGAGGCGGGCAGGUUAAUGAACUCUGAGCGAGCAAACACAACUGGAGCUGCUAGAACACUGCAUCCCUAGAGAAAAGAACAAAACACCCAGACCCCACUUACACUGACUUCUCAUACAAGGCCCUCCCUAAGAGAAACUCAGACGCCAUGUAAACUGUCCAAUACAGCCCAUCACUUAAACAGGAGGAUGAAAAGCACACAGGCAAUACUGUUACAGGUGAAGUCCCUGUGUGUCUGCACUGAUGGCUUUGUUCUGUACCUCUUUUAAACACCAGAGGGUGGUGGAGGGCUGUUUUGAAGUAAACGCAAGUGCAAAGACACAUUUUCAAAGAGGAACAAAACCAGUGAGACACAAAUCAGAACAAUAACUUACUUGCUUCUUCCUCAUACAAAGAGCUUUCUUGCUUGUUUUAAACUAUUGCAAUUGCCUUUGCACUUGAUUCCAAUUGGGGAGGUAUGAAUCAAACCUGCUAUCAAUUCUGGAUUUUGAGUCAUCAUUUGUCAUCUUAUUGACAGCAUCCACUGUUAUCAUUCAUCGGAGACCGUGUGGAAUAGUUCACUUCUCUGAAACUGUCAAUGUGCAAAGAGUAUUCAGCAUAUGAGAGGGAUAACCUUAUGCACACAAAAUGAACUUACGUUUAUUUCAUUUUAAAUAGUAAGUCAGAUGUCAUUGUACUUGCUUUUUUACAUUUCCCUUACUGUUUGGUAUUUGCAAUCAUUACCCCUCUACCAGACCCCUGCCCCAUCGACUCUACAAGUACAUAGACAGAGACUAGGUGGGCUACUAGAGUUGAAAGGUCAUAUUGUCACAUGAUGUGAAUGGAUGAGGAAGUCUGCUCAGUCCUGGCACAUAGGAUUCUCCAUACAAGCUCAAAGCCAGGUACAGGCAGAUUUAGAGUGAAAAAAAUAGAGAACUCAAUAUUGUAGCAACAGACUCCAGAACUACGCAGAACGAUUGCAACAUCAUCAAAUAGUUAAGAAUGUAAAAAAAAUCAAUUUAAAUGACGUUUGACAAACGGUAGGCAAGCGUUUCGUGAAUUGAAUCAAACAGAAAGAGCGUUACAGAAGUAAGGUGGGCGUUUGAAAGUUUUUCUUAAAGGGAUCACUGUUUUCACUCUGUAUAAAGUUUGACUGGCUGCUCAGAGCCCUAGGGGCCUGUUUUCCCAAACUUUGUGUCAGUUAUACGGUUCUACAAUUCACUUUGGAAUUCAUAUAGCGCCUUCCACGACAAUUUCUUCCCAAGGCACUUUGCAAGAGUCAUAAUUCAAUCUUUUGAACGCAAUUAAAAACAUAUUUAACUAUUAUUUUUAAAUCUCCCAUACAUCCCAACUCAUAAAUAACUAACAAGUCACAAACUUAAUUAAUUAGGAAAAUGUCUUUUCUGAAGAAAUGCCAUUUGAACACCGUCAUAGACUAUGAAUCUCACAGGAAGCGUCAGGGGAUUUCAGGGAUUCUGGGUAAAAAUAAACCCUUAAAGAGUAAAUAACUUCAGAUGUCAUUUGAGUGUCUGUAGCUCUGUUACUCCAGGUUUAACUUGUAUUUAUUUAAGUUGUCUGGCUUUCAGAAAACUUUCCUUCCUUCUAAAUGAUGCUAUAAUUUCAUCAUUGAAUUCAAUAUGAAACACCACAGGCAUAGCAGCAGGUAAUACAUUGGGUUUCCUUGGAAUUUGCAGCCAUUAUUUUAUAGUGUAAAAGAUACAACUAUAGCAACUCUGAAUCUCUCUGAAUGAUUGCAAAGAUCGUAAAAUGGUAAGGGAACAAUUUAAGAGAGAAAUUCAAACUAAAUGAAUGUAGUUUGGAAACCCAAGGCAGGGUGCCAGGCCCCUGCAAGUUUUCUUAUUUUGGACAUAGGGGACCACAUCUUAGCCAGACAUACUGGAGCAAGCAAAGCCGAAUGCUAAAAUACAUUCUAAAUGUAUUCCCAGGAGCCUGUUCUGUGAAACCACAACGCAGUGGUUUGCAACAAUGAAAAGGCAGAUUUAGUGUCUUGCUGAAUAUAAUUAUUAUUAUUAUUAUUAUUAUUAUUAUUAUUAUUAUUAUUAUUGCGAUUGAAAAGCAAGCUUUUUAGUUUGUUCAUAAUAAAUAUAUAUAUAUAUAUAUAUAUAUUACACACACGUUUCAGUGUGUAGAGGAUUUUGAACGAGCAACUGGAAAGUUGUCUUUAUUAUAUACAUAUAUAUAUUUAUUAAAAGUAAUAACUAUGGUAAUUAACUUUUGAAUGGCAGAAAUCAUUUUCCAGGGUAAUAACAGGCAAUGCUGACUCUACAGUUGAGUUUCUGAUCCCACAACAUGCAAGCCUCUUAAAAGAGUGAUUACCAGGCAUUUAAAGAAAAUCGAUUUUCUCUUCUUUUACUGGCGUCAGCAACAUUUAAUUUCAUCAGCUUUGCAACCAAGCUCAUUUUUGUCUUGGAUAAGUGGACUAUUUGCUUCAAAAUAUCAUCCAAAAUUUGCUUUCAAAAUAUCACACUUCUCGCCACUUGUCAGACCUCCCCCCACCUUACCCAAGCUGUGGCACUGACUGCUGCUCUAUUGCUUUGUGAUGCCUGUGUAUGAACCAUGAGUUCACUUCCUGUGCAGCAGGUAUUAGAACCGCACCUGAGCCCUGUGUUCUAGUGGUGUUCUAAUACCUGCUGCACAGGAAGUGGACUCGAUGUUGUAGCAGGUUAAAGAGCCUCACAAGGUUCAAAGUAGAAAUAAAAUCAUUUGGUUGUUAUUUCUUUAAGUAGAGUUUAUUAUAAACAUCACACCUUAUUCUGGAUCACUUCAAGCUGCACUGUCCAGACAAUCAUGCACCAUUUUAAACUGAUCCCUUAGUGUUCUAUAGUUCAUUCUUAGGUAACAAUUCUUGACUAACGCUAUUACAUGACAUUUGCAUGUUCUUUUUUUCUUUAGGUGUUAUGUAAGGGACAACUUUGUGAAACAUUUAAAAACCGAGUGAGACACUGCACCUUUUUAAAACAUUUUUUGUUGUUGUUUUUCAUCUGUGAAAGUCUUUUGAACAUCUUUGCCGAGAGGAUUUGCACACAAAUUCACCGUUCAAAUCCUAAUCCUCCUAACAAAGCCUUCGUGAAGAGGCCCUUCUUUUAAAAGUGUCACCACAAGCACUUUGAGAUUUAGUAAUGGAGUUUAGCUGGGGAUGCUCAGUGAGCUGCAAUUUUGUUCGUGUCCAGUAGACAGCGCUGUUGUACAGUUCCACAUAAACCAUUUGUUAAAUGCUUGUAUAUGCUGUUGUAUUGUAUUUUUGUUGUUGUUUAUGAAAUGUGUAUUUAAAAACAACAAUACUUCCGCAAAUUGAAUGUUUAAAAAAGCCUUCCAUAUUCAGAAUCUGCCUCACACAAAACCUGUGAAUUAGUUUAGAGAGAAGGAAGGCAGGACUUUUAUACUUUGUUUUUAUAUUUAAUGUACUUAAAUAAGACACAGACAUAGGAAUGACAAUGUAAGUAAAACACAUGCUCUAAGCAGCUAUACCUCGUCAUAUUAUAGUUUCAGAGCAAGGAUAUUUUAUUUACACAUCGUUAUUCUAAAUGAGAUGUUCUGUAUACAAUGGAUUGCUGGGUAUAUUCUGUAUGAAAUGUUUUUUGUUUGGGGGGGUAUUUACUAUUAUUAAUAAUUUGUCCACAGGACUAUAACUGUUUUUGUGUAAAUGCUAAUGCAAAGAUCUACAAUGUAUUGAACCAGCAGCUUUAGAGAGGGGUUUGAAAGGGGAAUCUAAGCAUCUGCUCCUGGUAUUUCCUGCAUACAUUUUGCAGAACACAGAGAUGUACUAAACAGUAUAGCAAGCUCUGAUUUCUCCUUUCCAAGAAAUACUGCAGUUCUCUUUAAAAUAAAUAAAUGAAAGCGCAGUUACAUGAUUUUUCCACAAGGUGGUACUGUGAUAAAAGAAAAAUCCUUUACAAAUAAAGGUACAUUAAAAACAA
Acipenser ruthenus (sterlet) is the source of this 6877-nucleotide messenger RNA. RefSeq names its product lethal(3)malignant brain tumor-like protein 4. The transcript has 22 exons. The record is from RefSeq and is a predicted model, not a curated record. Gene Ontology annotation, cellular component: nucleus. NCBI's taxonomy places the organism in Eukaryota, Metazoa, Chordata, Actinopteri, Acipenseriformes, Acipenseridae. Bases 511 to 2964 code for a protein of 817 amino acids. Gene Ontology annotation, molecular function: protein binding; zinc ion binding. Gene Ontology annotation, biological process: regulation of DNA-templated transcription.